Messenger RNA from Rhodamnia argentea, 567 nucleotides. Its product is annotated as probable small nuclear ribonucleoprotein G. Gene Ontology annotation, cellular component: U1 snRNP; spliceosomal tri-snRNP complex; catalytic step 2 spliceosome. NCBI's taxonomy places the organism in Eukaryota, Viridiplantae, Streptophyta, Magnoliopsida, Myrtales, Myrtaceae. The record is from RefSeq and is a predicted model, not a curated record. The coding region runs from base 125 to 364 and encodes 79 amino acids. Gene Ontology annotation, molecular function: RNA binding. Gene Ontology annotation, biological process: spliceosomal snRNP assembly; mRNA splicing, via spliceosome. The transcript has 4 exons.
AAGUGGGGAUUCGUCGUCAGUCAAUUCUUCCACACUCUAGGGUUUUGGGCGCAUACUUCACCACUCCAAAAAACCCCUCUUCUGUCCCGCUCAUCUCUGCGUCGUCGUCGUCGUCGUCGUCACCAUGAGCAGAUCGGGCCAGCCGCCGGAUCUCAAGAAGUACAUGGACAAGAACCUCCAAAUUAAGCUUAACGCAAAUAGGAUGGUUGUUGGAACACUCCGUGGGUUCGAUCAAUUCAUGAAUCUAGUGGUAGAUAAUACUGUUGAAGUGAAUGGGAAUGAGAAGACUGACAUAGGGAUGGUGGUUAUAAGGGGAAACAGUGUUGUUACAGUGGAAGCUCUCGAACCCGUGAACAGGACAUAGUCCAUUUAGCUAUGUAUUUGGGUGAUUUAACAAACUCUUUAGUCGCAGUUGAUUCUGAUGCUACCGAGUUGCUUGUAAGGGGGACGGUGUAUGAACUCGACCUAUGAUUUGCUUCAUGAAAUAUUGGCUUUCAAGGGAGUAGUGCACUUGGCGCAGGCCAGAUUGUGGAUUUCAAUGAAAUUAUGUAUCACUACGCAUUGUGA